GGAGUGGGCGGGGCGAAGGGUGGGCUUCCGGGAGAGGGGCCGCUAAUCCGGGGCGUCUGAUAAGUACCCUCUGACCUGAGAGCUCCAGGGUCGCCCCCGACGGGCAGGCAUUGCGGGUGAGACCCAGCCCCUGGGUCUGCCCCUCCACCCCGUUCUCUUGGCAAAAGGCUCAUGCCAGUCCAGCCGCCGAGCAAAGAGGCGGAGGAGAUGGAGGUGGAGGGGGAUUCGGCUGCCGAGAUGAACGGGGAGGAAGAGGAGAGCGAGGAGGAGCAGAGCGGCAGCCAGUCGGAGUCAGAGGAGGAGAGCUCAGAGAUGGACGAUGAAGACUGUGAGCGUCGCCGCAGCGAGUGUCUGGACGAGAUGUCAGAUCUGGAGAAGCAGUUUUCGGAGCUGAAGGAGAAGCUGUUCAAGGAGCGCCUGAGCCAGGUGCGGGUGCGGCUGGAGGAGGUGGGCGCCGAGCGAGCCCCGGAGUACACGGAGCCCCUCGGGGGGCUGCAGCGCAGCCUCAAGAUUCGCAUUCAGGUGGCAGGCAUCUACAAGGGAUUCUGCCUGGAUGUGAUAAGGAACAAAUAUGAGUGUGAGCUGCAGGGAGCCAAGCAACACUUGGAGAGCGAGAAGCUGCUGCUGUACGACAACUUGCAGGGGGAGCUGCAGGAGCGGAUCCAGAGGUUAGAGGAGGACAGGCAGAGCUUCGACAUCAACUCUGAGUGGUGGGAUGAUAAACUGCACCCCAAAGGCAACCUGAAAGCGUGGGACUCCCUGCAGUCGAGUAAGAGGAAGAAGGCACCUCUCGUCUCCGGCCCCUACAUCGUGUACAUGCUGCAGGACAUUGACAUCCUAGAGGACUGGACGGCUAUCAAGAAGGCCAAGGCGGCUGUAUCCCCCCAGAAGAGGAAAUCUGACGGGCCGUGACCCCCUCCCCCGGGCCCUCCACGCCGUCAGCAGCAGCAGCAGGAGGAGGAGGAGGCAUCGGGCCAAGCCGAGCUUCUGCUGGCCCUACGACCGAGCAGGGCCUCACGUCCUCAGGAGGGCACGGAAGGACCGCACCAAUGUGACCGGACCCUCGAGCGCGUCCCCCGGAUCCCGUUCCCGGAACGCUGUCCGUCUGCCCCGGACUCCUCGUGACCCUAGCCGGCAGACUGACCCCCGGCUCCUCGCCGUUGCCCGCCCCCCUCCAAGUUGGGUACCUCCCCCACGCUGCCAGGCACCCGGGGAAGGUCCGACCCCGCACCCUGGCCGGCCCGGGGAUCCCUCCGGCUCCCCGCUCCCUCUCCCUGUCGGUUCCAGGCUGGCACCCUGCCCCAGGUGGGUUAAAAAGACAUGCCUCACUUUGAGACCCAGCCAGGUCCCUUCCCUGGCCAGCCUGGUGGGCCGAGGCCAGGGUCGGAGCCGGAGCCGGAGCGCUGCUUUAGGUGCUGGAUGGGAGAGCUCCCAGAGAUGUAUAUUUUUUUGAUGCUUCUUCCCUUUCCCCACCUCCGCCGUUGCCUCCUCUGCGCCGGGCUGGGAAGAACUGAAGAUCCCGGGCUUUCCCGGGGACCAGUCUUCACCCCCCGACUCUUGGUGAUGGGGUUGGCAUUAAAGUUAAUAAUAAUAAUAAUAAUAA
Molecule: messenger RNA, 1603 nt
Organism: Ornithorhynchus anatinus (platypus)
Lineage: Eukaryota; Metazoa; Chordata; Mammalia; Monotremata; Ornithorhynchidae
Gene: BRMS1
Product: BRMS1 transcriptional repressor and anoikis regulator
Exons: 10
Coding region: 172-912 (246 amino acids)
Biological process (GO): negative regulation of transcription by RNA polymerase II
Cellular component (GO): Sin3-type complex
Molecular function (GO): histone deacetylase binding
Source: RefSeq, a predicted model, not a curated record